Orcinus orca (killer whale) is the source of this 1494-nucleotide messenger RNA. RefSeq lists its product as uncharacterized. Gene Ontology annotation, molecular function: RNA stem-loop binding; zinc ion binding. Gene Ontology annotation, biological process: DNA integration. The transcript is spliced from 3 exons. The record is from RefSeq and is a predicted model, not a curated record. Bases 30 to 518 code for a protein of 162 amino acids. NCBI's taxonomy places the organism in Eukaryota, Metazoa, Chordata, Mammalia, Artiodactyla, Delphinidae.
CAUGAUCAUGAUAGGGAGAGACACAAGAGAUGGGAAACUGCUGUUCCACAAGGAGUCUCCAUAGAAUUUUGCAGCAGCCAGGUGUCUGGAAGGUCUGGAAGCUUAUUCGUUCCCACGAUGGUCCUGUUGCAGGUCUGUAUAUCCGUGCUCAUUCUAACUUGCCUGGUCCAUUGACUAAACUUAAUGCGACUGCAGAUGUUUUAACUCGAUCUAAACGUGAUCUUUAUCCUGUACAUUUUCCUCCCAAGAAUAGAGUUGAAGUUACUCCUCCUCCUCCUCAAUCUCUUUUCCCUAAAGCAGGACAUAUCCCAAUUUACCGUACUCCUCCUUUCCGUUCGUCAUGCUGUCAAGAAUGGCUAAUGUACUGCAUUCAUUAUCUUCAUACUCUUGAUACUCAUGGUCCAUGUCCUGGACACCCUCAUAUUAUGGGGGAAGGUUGGUGGCUGAGCCAAAUUGGCCUCUCAAUCUCCGGAGGUCCUCUGGAAAGAUCCGUUAACCAGCACUUGGCGUGGUCCUGAUCCUGUGUUGAUUUGGGGACGUGGUCACGUGUGUAUCUUUCCCAGAUCAGCGCCUGGACCUUGCUGGUUUCCUGAGCGCUUAGUCAAGCAAACAGAUGGCUCGCCACAGCUCACAACUAGUUCAGAAGAUGAAGAAGCUCUGCACCUCUCCGGAAAAUUUGACAGUGUUGAUUCAGAAAGAGAAAAGGAAGAGAAGACCACUUGCCAGAACGACUCAAAGGAGUGAUGUUCCAACUUGGGGACAAAUUAAACAACUGGUUUCACGAGCUCAAGAGUCAGUGAAACAACAGAAUAAUCCUGUUACACCUGUAACUUUAUUUUUGGCUAUGUUGGCAACCAUUUCAUGUGUUCCCUCUGUUAAUGCAGCAACUGACUGGGCCUAUGUACCUGAUCCUCCACUAUUACAACCCAUAUCUUGGUCUGAAGCAGAGUUUCCUGUAUUUUACAAUGAUAAGUGUUUAUGGGCCUCUUAUUGGGAAUAUAAAACAAACCAAUAUGUCUGUAAAUUAUACUAACUGGUUUAGUACCCAUCCUGUCUGUCUUAGCCCAUUGAAUCUGGAAACUGGACGUGUAAAGGCUAUUAGUUAUGAGCAUACAGAUGUUUAUGAGGGAACGGAUCAAUCAAUUAGUUUGUCAGGCUCUCCAGGCAUCCUUCGUUUUACAGGAACCAACAUUACUCUUACAUGCCCGGCUACCAGCCGACGAGAGUAUCUUAAGGAUACCAUCAUUUCGUAUAAAAUGGGCAACCUAUUAAUAUUAGAGGUCAAAUCUCAUACGCUUCACCACUUAGGGAUUCCGCUAUUACUAUAGCCAAGAUUACAGGUGAAGAUUCAGGAAAUUAUUUCUGUAUGAAGCGUUUACUUGGAGGACAAGGGAUAUUUAUAGCUGGACAUAAGGUUACUAUGCUUAACAGAAAAUCAAAAAAUCAAUUUCCUCCUUUUAUGACCGUUAACUUUCCUGGAUCCAAUUUUGAACG